AUGACGACCAACGGCAUAUCGAACGGCCACCAAGUCCCGGUCAACGGCUCGACCUCCGGCUGGGAUCCCUCUGUCCGCGACCAAAUCAUCAUGGCCCUUAUGCAGAACGGCGGGCUCAAGCGCAUUCAAUCAACGUUGCGCCAACGUCUCGACGAAGCUGGAUGGUCGCAAGACCUCAAGGAGUACUGCAUAGCCUUGUUCCGAAGCGGCGCCGCCACAACAUACGACGAUGCUUUGACCAUCAUCAUGCGCCGCAUCAACUCUGGAGACGACGAACACGCUGCCAACCCCGAGGGCGUGCCCGCACCUAACCUCGCGAUUCCACAUGAGGCUAAGGUGGAUGGAGCAGAUGCUGUGAAGAAGGAAUUGGCGACGGUUGUCAAGGCGAAGAAAUAG
This is a messenger RNA of Saxophila tyrrhenica, 396 nucleotides long. RefSeq lists its product as uncharacterized. The transcript has a single exon. Bases 1 to 396 code for a protein of 131 amino acids. Gene Ontology annotation, molecular function: transcription coactivator activity. Gene Ontology annotation, cellular component: nuclear pore; SAGA complex. The record is from RefSeq and is a predicted model, not a curated record. Gene Ontology annotation, biological process: positive regulation of DNA-templated transcription; mRNA export from nucleus. NCBI's taxonomy places the organism in Eukaryota, Fungi, Ascomycota, Dothideomycetes, Mycosphaerellales, Extremaceae.